GAUGCCUUCCCUUAGUACUGGGGUUGGGAUCUCCUACCACCACCGACAGCAGGAGGAGGACGAGGAUGAUGGAGUCCGGCGUUCCCCUCUGCAACGCCUGUGGCGAGCCCGUGGGGUCUUCGUCCAGUGGUGAGGUCUUCGUCGCUUGUCAUGGUUGCAACUACCCACUAUGCCGGCCCUGUCUCGACGAUGAGAUCAAAGAGGGGCGUCAGAACUGCCUGAGGUGUGGGGAGCCUUACGUCCACGCCGCUGUGGAAAAAGCGGAUGUCAAUUAUGAGGAUCAAGGUGCAAGAUCGACACUGGCAUCUCAUCUCGAAGAUUACCAGGAUGAAGGCGGUCAUGCCAGAAACUUGAGCAGCCUCUCUAUGGUUGAAAGUGAGACAAAUGGGGAAUCUGGGAAUCCAAUAUGGAAGAACAGAGUAGAGAGUUGGAAGGAGAAGAAGAAAGAGAAAAAAUCUUCAAAGAAGGAGGGAAAAACACAAAUUCCAGUGGAACAGCAUAUAGAAGAGAAUGAAUCUUUAGAAGCCUGGCAGCCACUUUCAACUGUAGUUCCAAUUUCACGUAAUAAACUUACACCUUAUAGGGCUGUGAUUAUAAUGAGGCUGAUAAUUCUUGGGCUCUUCUUCAAUUAUAGAAUAACCAAUCCUGUUGACAGUGCUUAUGGUCUAUGGCUAACGUCAGUCAUAUGUGAGAUUUGGUUUGCAUUCUCUUGGGUCUUGGAUCAAUUUCCUAAGUGGUCGCCUAUCAAUAGAGAGACAUAUAUUGACAGGCUGUCUGCAAGAUAUGAAAAUAAUGGUGAAGACUAUGGGCUUUCUGCUGUGGACUUCUUUGUUAGUACAGUGGAUCCAUUAAAAGAACCGCCACUGAUUACUGCAAACACUGUGCUUUCAAUUCUUGCUGUGGACUAUCCUGUUGAGAAGGUCUCUUGCUAUGUAUCUGAUGAUGGUUCUGCUAUGCUAACCUUUGAGACUCUUGUGGAAACAGCAGAGUUUGCAAGAAAGUGGGUCCCGUUUUGUAAAAAGUAUUCAAUUGAACCACGGGCACCUGAGUUCUACUUUUCACAGAAAAUUGACUACUUGAAGGACAAAGUACAGCCAUCUUUUGUCAAGGAGCGUAGAGCUAUGAAAAGAGAUUAUGAAGAGUACAAGGUGAGGAUAAAUGCUUUAGUGUCUAAGGCUCAGAAGACACCAGAAGAAGGAUGGGUUAUGCAAGACGGAACACCAUGGCCAGGGAAUAAUCCACGUGACCACCCUGGCAUGAUUCAGGUUUUUCUUGGACAUAGUGGUGUUCCUGACAUAGAAGGAAAUGUUCUUCCUCGGCUUGUCUAUGUUUCAAGAGAGAAGAGACCUGGAUACCAGCAUCAUAAAAAAGCUGGUGCCAUGAAUGCGCUGGUUCGGGUAUCAGCAAUCUUGACAAAUGCUCCAUACAUUCUUAACCUUGAUUGUGAUCACUAUGUCAAUAACAGCAAAGCAGUUCGUGAGGCAAUGUGUUUCAUGAUGGACCCACAAGUUGGAAGGGAUGUCUGUUAUGUUCAGUUUCCUCAGAGGUUUGAUGGUAUUGAUCGCAGUGAUCGAUAUGCCAAUCGGAACAUUGUCUUCUUUGAUAUUAACAUGAAAGGGCUUGAUGGCAUCCAAGGACCAGUUUAUGUGGGAACUGGUUGUGUUUUCAACAGGCAGGCACUGUAUGGCUAUGGACCACCAUCCUUACCAGCCCUUCCAAAGUCAUCAUGUUGUUCAUGGUGCUGCUGCUGCCGCUCUAAGAAAGCUCCCAAAGAUCAAACUGAAGUUUAUCGAGACUCUAGAAGGGAGGAUCUCAAUGCUGCCAUAUUUAAUCUAAGAGAAAUUGACAAUUAUGAUGAAUAUGAGAGGUCUUUAUUGAUCUCCCAAAUGAGCUUUGAGAAGACUUUUGGGCUGUCUUCAGUGUUCAUCGAAUCAACUUUAAUGGAGAAUGGGGGAGUGGCUGAGUCUGCAAAUCCAUCAACACUGAUCAAAGAAGCAAUUCAUGUCAUUAGCUGUGGAUAUGAGGAGAAAACUGAAUGGGGAAAGGAGAUUGCUUGGAUAUAUGGAUCUGUUACAGAAGAUAUCUUGUCAGGAUUUAAGAUGCAUUGCCGUGGAUGGAGAUCAAUCUACUGCAUGCCAUUGAGACCUGCUUUCAAAGGAUCCGCACCCAUCAAUCUCUCUGAUCGUCUUCACCAGGUUCUUCGGUGGGCUCUUGGUUCUGUUGAGAUCUUCCUUAGCCGACACUGCCCGCUUUGGUAUGGAUAUGGGGGUGGCCGUCUCAAAUGGCUUCAAAGAUUGGCUUAUAUAAAUACCAUUGUCUAUCCGUUCACAGCCCUCCCUCUCAUUGCUUACUGCUCUUUACCUGCCAUUUGUUUGCUUACUGGGAAGUUUAUCAUUCCAACGCUUUCCAACAUUGCAAGUGUCUGGUUCCUUGGGCUCUUCAUCUCCAUCAUUUUGACAAGCGUUCUGGAGCUUCGGUGGAGUGGUGUGGGCAUCGAAGACUGGUGGCGUAACGAACAGUUCUGGGUGAUUGGAGGGGUCUCUGCACAUCUGUUCGCCGUCUUUCAGGGAUUUCUAAAGAUGCUGGCAGGCCUCGACACCAAUUUCACUGUAACAGCAAAAGCUUCAGAUGAUGCUGAGUUUGGCGAGCUCUACGUGUUCAAGUGGACGACACUCUUAAUUCCUCCAACGACCCUUCUCAUUCUGAAUCUUGUGGGUGUCGUUGCAGGAUUUUCAGAUGCCUUGAACAGUGGAUAUGAAUCCUGGGGGCCUCUUUUUGGGAAAGUAUUCUUUGCUUUAUGGGUGAUACUGCAUCUUUAUCCAUUCCUCAAGGGUCUCAUGGGGAGGCAGAACCGCACUCCGACCAUCGUUGUGCUGUGGUCAGUGCUACUGGCAUCAGUUUUCUCCCUUCUCUGGGUGAAGAUUGAUCCAUUCCUGAGCAGCUCAGAUGGCUCCACAUCCGAAAGCUGCAUUUCCAUCGAUUGUUGAGCUUGUCAAGGUGGAAAUGAAAUUUGAUGUGUUUAUUGUGUCAGGGGAGCUCUCGGUAUGGGUUCCAAUAAAAAAAAUUUUGUGCAAUUAGCAGGAAAAAAAAAAGACUGAUUGGUGUGUGGAGAUCAACUUUAUACAGUGCAAUAGUUCUGGAGAGUUUGUGAGAAACCUUCACUUAAACUGUAUGUUAUGCACUUUUUUUAAUUUUCAUGAUAUAUAAAUGCCAGUGCAAAGGUAUUAAGCUUCUGUAGAUAA
Molecule: messenger RNA, 3242 nt
Organism: Elaeis guineensis (African oil palm)
Lineage: Eukaryota; Viridiplantae; Streptophyta; Magnoliopsida; Arecales; Arecaceae
Product: cellulose synthase A catalytic subunit 4 [UDP-forming]
Biological process (GO): cellulose biosynthetic process
Cellular component (GO): membrane
Molecular function (GO): cellulose synthase (UDP-forming) activity
Source: RefSeq, a predicted model, not a curated record